Cylicocyclus nassatus is the source of this 1248-nucleotide messenger RNA. NCBI's taxonomy places the organism in Eukaryota, Metazoa, Nematoda, Chromadorea, Rhabditida, Strongylidae. The record is from the annotation of a GenBank genome assembly.
AUGGAAUCAAUCAUAUACGGAAAGCCAAUCCAAAACAGCUUCAACACGCUGAAAUCACUAACCGCGAACUUCGCUACUUAUGCGAAAGAGCAAAAAUUUUUAGAAGAAGAUGCUAAUCAGUACGAAGAAACACUUCAAGCUAUUGAUCUCAUUAGAAACAGUAUCUCACAAAUAGAAAUCGCAAAAAACAACCUGCAAGAGCUUGUAGACAGGCUGAAACAUGACUACGACAACACCAAAAGCAAAGAAGAUAGAAAGAACAUACUACAGCAAAUGGAAAACAUUGAAAAAGAAACAGACUUUACCGAAGUGAGCAGAGAAGCUACCGAAAUGGUCUUCAUGCUUGAUACUCGUCUCACAGAAGCAAUAUCCAACGAAAAAAGACUAGCUCGCAAACUAGGGCUCUCCCACCAGACUUCUUCUCACAAUGAAGUACACCAGGAACAUGUUAACAGAAUGCAAGUUGCAGCAAGAAUAGAAGCUAUAGUCAACACCCGUCCUUUAACAUCAAUACGCGCAUGUAAAAUCGACGAUAUACCUAUCAGACCUAUAGACUUCCUCGAAAAAAGCCUUCGAUAUGCAUUACCACCAGUAAGUCGUGAAGAGGCUCAAGAUCCCUCAUUCGAUCCUUCUCUCAUACAGACUACAACUCAAGCCAAGCAAGCAUUGGAAUUUGUGGAGAUCAUAUCGGAAGAAUUCUGGGAGCGAUGGCGCGUUGAAUAUCUCACCGCGCUUCGCGAUAUACAAGUAAAAAAUCGAAGGCAACCAAGACAUGCGAAACUAAAAGAACUAACCGUUGGCGAAAUUGUGCUAGUCGAACAAGAAAACUUACCACGCGGAAGCUGGUGUUAUGGAAAGGUUCUUGAGUUGAUCAAAAGCAAUGAUGAAUUGGUAAGGUCAGUAAAGAUACUUAUGCCUAACAAGCACGUCUGGCACAGACCAUUGAACAAGAUCUACCCACUAGAAAUACCUUGUCCUCCCGAUUCACCUACACAGAAUAUCCCACCAGGACAAUGCGAAGAAACAACAGAAAAUGAAAGUUUGGAAACCACCAAGCCAAUAAGAAAAGCCAAAAUGAAAGCGAAAGAGGCGCUGAAAUCUAUGUACUCUGAACAAGCAGUAAACGUUAACUUGUUUGCGACACAUAUGCUAACGAUAUGCCUAUAUCUAGCAAGCGUCGGAACAGCUGUAGCUCUACCCAAAAUGGCGUGCAAAAGCGGCAAGCUUAGUGUAGUAGGCAAACUGUAA